Camelina sativa (false flax) is the source of this 1132-nucleotide messenger RNA. Its product is annotated as MATH domain and coiled-coil domain-containing protein At3g58240-like. Gene Ontology annotation, molecular function: protein binding. The record is from RefSeq and is a predicted model, not a curated record. NCBI's taxonomy places the organism in Eukaryota, Viridiplantae, Streptophyta, Magnoliopsida, Brassicales, Brassicaceae.
AUAGAUUUUUCUAGUCUUUGAGACCUUGUUAAAAUCUUACCUAUAUUGUGGUUCGAUUUUCAUUUCUCAUCUUCAUGUUCAGGUAGUUUGAUUGCAAGAAGUAAUAUGGGGAAUCAAGUCGAUAACAAGUACACAUGGUUAAUCAAGAAUUUAUCCUCUGUGAGCUGCCAGACCAUUUAUUCAGAUAUAAUCUUGAUGGCUGGCUACAAAUGGCAAAUUCUGGCCUAUCCCAAGGGAAAAAAUGGUAAUCAGUCGUUUUGUUUGGAUCUGGAACUUCUUGAUUGUGGAUCCUUUCCGUCUCAAUGGAAAAGGGCCGUGAAGUUUUCCUUUACUGUAGUCAAUUAUUUCUCCAAGAAACUCUCAAAAGAGAUAGUACUAACACACUGGUUUCAUAAGAAGGAACGAAGCAAGGGUAUAUCCAUGCUUCCCCUUAGCCAACUUACGGACAAACAAUCUGGGUUUCUGGUGGAUGGAGAAGUCGAAGUUGUUGUUCGGAUCAAUGUUCAUGAAACUGAUCCCUUAUUCGAUGGAUCAAAUGACGAGGUGGCAACGACACUUGUAAGAACCGUAAAGCCAAAUGAUGAUGGUGCGAUGUCUAGUAAGGCAAAUUUGGUGUAUGUCAAUGGGUUUCAAGUUCUUCCUUCACAGGUGGGUUUUGUGAGGCGCAUCUUUGGAAAACACCCAGACACAGCAGUAGAAUGCUGUACAAAGAACCAAGAUCUGAGAACAUCAUACAUUAAUGUCCUCUUCACCCUUAUCAAGAUGCUCUACAAAAGGACUCAGGAUCAAUCAACUGAUGAUCUGUCCGAUGCAGAAGCUGCUCUGGCAUACAUGAAAAGUGUUGGGUUUAAGGUAAAUUGGCUGGAGAAGAAACUUGUUGAAGUGAAAGAAAACAAGAAGAGAUGUGACCAGGUGACUGAACUGGAGCAACAGCUGCAAGACUUGAUGAAUAAGUACACAAGCGUAGGUCAACAGCUGGAAAAGGAGAGGGCAGAGAUUAAGAAGGCCGCAUCUCCUGAUAUAUCUUUUAAUGAUGUUGUUUGAUGACGUUUUGUUCUUGGAACUUGAAGUUUGGUUUUCUUUUUUUAGGUUUUCUCUAGUCUCUGUUCGCUAAUAAGAUUAAACUUGAAAA